This is a messenger RNA of Fomitopsis serialis, 468 nucleotides long. RefSeq lists its product as uncharacterized. The record is from RefSeq and is a predicted model, not a curated record. Lineage: Eukaryota; Fungi; Basidiomycota; Agaricomycetes; Polyporales; Fomitopsidaceae. The coding region runs from base 1 to 468 and encodes 155 amino acids. The transcript has a single exon.
AUGAUAAAGGUGAGUUUUGAUUGUAUUUCUUCAGGCUCUCUUCAUAUCCAUUUCCAGGAUGAUCCCAUUUUUCAUAACAACUCCAACAAUCCUCAGAUGGAGGUCAAGCGCCAGUUUGCCAUCUUCCUGACCCGCCUUGGCCGUUAUGGCACUGGUGCAGUGGUAGAUGAAGUGGCAGAAUGGGCCAGUGUCUCAGUUGGCACUGUGUACAAUUGCACUCGGCGCUGCCAGGUUGCCAUCAUGGCUCACCAUGAUGCUGCUAUCAAGCUCAAUGAUGAGGAGCAGAUACAAGGUGCCAAGGCCUUAGCAGAGAGAAAGGCUCAUACCAGUGACUGGAUGCAUGGGUUCAUGGCUGUGGAUGGAACCCCAGUGAAGUUGUUUGCCAAGCCAGGCUGGUAUGGCAACUUGUUUUAUGGAAAGGACAAGGUGUAUGCCAUACAACUUACAGUGAUUACCUUUCCCUGUUGA